AAUCGGAGAGGGAGGGGGGAGAGAGGCUGAGUGAGAGAGAGGUUGAGCGAGAGAGUUAGAGCUAGAGCUAGGGUUAGAGAGAGAGAGCGAGAGCGAGCCACUCCAUUCGAUUACAAACCUUGUGCUGUCAGAACAAGCAGAGAACUUCAAAGAGGAAUGGCUGAAACCCAGACACUUAACUUUGGACCAGAAUGGCUCCGCGCCCUGUCUGGAGGUGGGAGCAGCAGCAGCAGCAGCAGUGGUGGGGGUGGAAGCAAUACUGUUGCCUCUCCACCCCUCUCACCUGCUUUGCCAAAGUAUAAACUUGCAGAUUUUCGCUACGGGAGAGAAGAAAUGUUAGCACUUUAUGUAAAGGACAAUAAGAUCCCUAUAGACCUACAAGAUAAGGAGUUCCUGCCCAUAUUGCAAGAAGAGCCCUUGCCACCUCUGGCACUUGUGUCUUUUACAGAGGAGGAACAGAGAAACUUUUCCAUGUCUGUAAACAGUGCAGCAGUACUUCGGCUGACGGGCCGGGGAGGUGGUCCAAUAGUAGGGGCACCAAGAGGUCGAAGUACCUCAAGGGGUAGAGGCCGGGGAAGGGGAGAUGGAGGGUUUUACCAAAGAAGUUUUGAUGAUGUGGAAGGAUUCGGUCGUGGAGGCAGGGAGAUGCAUCGCUCCCAGAGCUGGGAAGAAAGGGGAGAUAGACGGUUUGAAAAGCCAGGUCGUAAAGAACCAGCAGAAGUGGCUCCAGGACAUUUUCAAAUGAAUCACGUUCGUGGAAACUAUGAGGACGGCGGGACAGGCCUACCGAGGAAGCAUGACUUCAUACGUUCAGAGAGUGAGAACUGGCGCACUUCUCGUGAUGAUCAGAAUGAUGCGCCCCGGUCAGCAGGGUGGCGGGAACACCCAGACCAGCGUCGCCGUUUCCCCUUUGAUGCUAGAGAAGAUGAGCGCGGAUACAGAAGACCACGGUCAGGCAGCGGCAGCUUCGAAGAUGAGAGGGACAGCCUGCCAGAGUGGUGUCUGGAGGACGCUGACGAGGAGGCAGGCACCUUUGACUCAUCGGGGGCCUUUCUCUCUCUUAAGAAAUCCUCCAAAGAGCCCAUCCUUGAAGAGGUAGAGCUCGACUUUAAGCCCUUGGAAGAGUGUGAAGAGGGCCUGGAGGAGGAAGACGGUCACCCCAAGGAGACCAAAGAAACUGAAACAGAGGCCAAGAGAGAGGCUGACCGGAAAGAUUUGGCCAGAGUUUCAGAGGACACUGUUAGUCCACCUGUUGCACCAAUGGUCAAGCCUCAGGCCCCUGCCCAGUCUUCGUCCACAAGCCGCCCCUGCAGAACAGACGAGAUUGAGAGGCCAGCUGAACGGCAGCCUCCCCUGGAGCUCCCACCAGAGCCCUCCAAAGUCCCCCUGCACAUCCCAUUGUCCAACAGCAUGCUGGAGUCCCUACCCAUGACCCACAUUUCUAUCAAGCCUGCAGCUGUAUCUGCUCCAUCGCCCAGUAUACACCUCUCACAGAAGAAGCCCAUGGACGUUCCUGUAGCGAUGCACAAUCCUUUGUCUUUCUCUUCAAAUAUGGCACCCAUUGGCAGGCCCGCCCCUGUACUACAUGACACGGAUGAAGAUGAGGGACUAAAACACUUUGAGCAGGAGGCAGAAAAGAUGGUUGCAUACCUGCAAGAUGGUGUGGCAGAUGAUGACAGACUUGCAGUUAAGAUUUUGGAGAAACCCAAGUCUGCAAGCCUUCCCCUUACCCAUGAGGCUGCUCUCAAGUGGUUCUACAAAGAUCCCCAGGGGGAGAUACAGGGUCCCUUCAGUAACCAGGAGAUGACCGAGUGGUUCCAGGCUGGUUACUUCACAGUGUCUCUGUUAGUAAAAAGAGGAUGUGAUGAAGUAUUUCAACCACUGGGAGAGAUCAUGAAGAUCUGGGGAAGGGUACCGUUCAACCCAGGCUCUGCACCUCCACCUCUACAGAGUGAUGGUGAUCAAGAGCGGUUGAAGAGGCAGCAAGAGCUCACUGCUCUCAACCUUUACCAAUUACAACAGCUCCAAUAUCAAUACCUCCUCAGGCAGCAGUAUGCUCAGGUGCUGGCUCAGCAGAAGGCUGCGGCUCUUAGCUCAGCUCCUCUACAACAGCAGCAGCAACAUCAACAGCAGAUCAACCUGCUACUACAGCAAUACCAGGCACUCAAGAUGAGAGCUUCUGAGAGCCUCCUACCUCCUGUUAGCCGGUCCUUGUCUGUGCCAGACUCUGGUUCUGUGUGGGAAAUGCAGAACCCGUCCUCUCAGGCUUCCUGCACACCAAACCUCCAACAAGCUGCUCCAAGCACGUGGGAUGGCAGCAGUGUUUGGGAUUUACCCAUAGACUCCAUGGCACAAGCGCCAACAAUCGAGCAGAUGCAACAAUUAGAGAAAUCAAAGGCUGCCAAGUUGGAGCUAGAGAGGCGUGAAGCAGAGAUGAGGGCCAAAAGGGAAGAGGAGGAAAGGAAACGGUUGGAAGAGGCCCUGAGAGCUCGACAGGAGGAGGAACGUAAACGCUUGGAGGAAGAGGAGUUGGCACGGCAAAAACAGGAAGAGGCUUUGAGGCGGCAACGAGAGCAAGAAGAAGCACAGCGGAGGCAUAAGGAAGAGGAGGAUAGACUGGCACAGGAGGAAGCCCUCCGGAGAUUGGAGGAGAGGCAGAGGGAAGAGGAAGAGAGAAAGAAGCGAGAAGAAUUCCUUCGCAAACAGGAAGAGGAGCGCAGGAAGCAAGAGGAACUCGAAUCACUAAGGAGACGUGAGGAGGAGAAGCGAGUGGAGGAAAAGGCAGCUGCAGCUGCCGCCGCCGCCGCCGCUGCUGCUACUGCAGCAGCACUUGCUCUUGCGCAACAAGAGGAGCAAAAAAGGAGAGAGCAGGAGGCCCAAAGACAGCAGGAGCUGCAAAGACAGAGGCAGCAGCAACAGGAGGCUAUCAGGAGACUUCAACAACAGCAACAGCAGCAGCAGCUCGCACAAAUGAAGCUUCCAUCCUCUUCAAAGUGGGGUCAGCAAACAGUUGCCCCUGCAAACCAGACUCAGAACGCGCUCUCACUAGCUGAGAUCCAGAAACUUGAGGAGGAGAGAGAACGAGAGAUGCGGGAGGAACAGCGACGUCAGCAGCAGGAGCUCCUAAAGCUACAGCAGCAGCAGGCCUUGCAACAGGCUCAGCAGCCUCAGGCUAAGCUGUCUGGUUGGGGUAAUGUGGCCAAACAGCCUGUCGCUACCAAGUCCUUGCUGGAGAUUCAGAGGGAGGAAGCCCAAGAGAUGAAACAGCGGAAGGACCAUCAACAGCCACAGCAACAACAUCCUAUUGUCACUCAACAGCAGACCCGCACUCAAACCAAAACAACUUCUAUGAGUAACUCUGUAUGGGGGUCUAUGAACACCAGCGCCUGUACUAACUGGGACUCCAGCAGCAUCUGGGGUGACACCCACAACUCCAACAUGGGCUUCUGGGAUGAGGCUGUGAAGGAAGCUGUUCAGCAACCUCCCCCAACCAGGAAAGGAAGCACGCAGAAGAACAACAAGGGCAACGCCAACCUUAGUAACUCUUUGAGUGGGCGAGUCAACAAGAAGGUAGAGGAGGAGGAGAAGCUGCUUAAGUUGUUCCAAGGGGUCAACAAGAGCCAGCAAGACACCUUCAUGCAAUGGUGUGAGCAAACCCUACACACCCUCAACACAGCCAACAAUCUGGAUGUUCCCACAUUUGCUUCCUUCCUGAAAGAAGUGGACUCUCCGUACGAGGUGCACGACUAUGUCAGGGCCUAUCUAGGGGACACUCCUGAGGCCAAGGACUUUGCCAAGCAGUUCCUGGAACGCCGUGCCAAACAGAAUGCUAAUCAACACAAACAGGCACCACAAAACCAACAGCAGGCCCACAAACAGCAGCAGCAGCAGCAGCAGCAGCAGCAGCAGCAGCAGGAUUCUGUAUGGGGUGGAACAGGGUCAUCGUCACUCUAUCAAUCCAAUCAUACGAGCGUCCAGCAGCAGCAGCGUUUUGAGACCGUCACUGGGAAGAAGAAGAAGAAGCAGAAGAUGGUCCGUGCAGACCCCAGCCUUCUAGGUUUUUCUGUGAAUGCGUCAUCUGAGAGAAUGAAUAUGGGGGAGAUUGAGACCCUGGAGGACUAAGGGGACUGCAGCCGAGCUGUUUCACCCAAACUCUUACCCCAGCCUCCAACUGUGACUUUCACCUUUUUAUUUUCAGUUUUCAUUGAUCAGACAUUCUCCCCCACCCCCCACGUAGAGUCUAAAUUAUUAACAGGGACGCUCUGAGGCAGGGUUGUGUUUCCCUGUUGGUAACAGACCUUUAAUCUGACAAAAACAAAAAGAACCUUGAGAGAAAUGGACUGGUGCAAACUGACCGGUGGAACAUCCCACUCAUUAAUGAACCUGCAGAGGAGCCUGGUCAGCAUCGGCUGCUGCUCCUCAAAUUGACGUCCUGUCGUAGAAUUUCACAGUGACAACAAAUUUCAAAAUUCGCCUCAAUCAUUUGGGAAUUUUUUUUUUUUAAGUGGGGCUAUAUGGAUGGGUUUGUGGGGUGUCAUGAAAAGUUUAGGGAGAUUCUAUUCAUAGUUUUUGUUUUAUUUAUUGAAAGGUUUUUUCCCUCUCACCUAAAAAUCCCCUCCUCCCUCUCGUUUUCUGCCGAGUGUUCAUGGAUAACGAUGGCCAAGUAAAGCCCACUUAUGUCCUGUUUUAAGGGCAUGUUCAAAAGUUCCAUGUAGUUAUCUAUUUCUUGUAAAAUACUAGGCUGUUUAAAGAAUAAACUUUCAACUCUG
Solea solea (common sole) is the source of this 4769-nucleotide messenger RNA. It is a transcript of the gene gigyf2, whose product is annotated as GRB10 interacting GYF protein 2. The record is from RefSeq and is a predicted model, not a curated record. Bases 157 to 4122 code for a protein of 1321 amino acids. Gene Ontology annotation, biological process: insulin-like growth factor receptor signaling pathway. NCBI's taxonomy places the organism in Eukaryota, Metazoa, Chordata, Actinopteri, Pleuronectiformes, Soleidae. The transcript is spliced from 29 exons. Gene Ontology annotation, molecular function: protein binding. Gene Ontology annotation, cellular component: membrane; vesicle; proximal dendrite.